AGGCCGUGCCCCCAGGCUGAGCUGCCUCAAGAACCAGAGCCCAGAGCGUGCUCGGGAAGAGCUGCCUCGAGGCAGGGGAAGGGGAAACGUUUGGGGAAGGGCCCCUUUUCCCUGGGGGUCAGAAGGGAGCGGGUGGGGUGCAGGGGCUCCUCCUGGGGCACAACCUCCCCCUUCACUGUGCACAAGCAAGAGAUGAGGGAGCUGGUUAUGGAGGAGACUGCUCCCGGCAGACGGGCACGGCCGGAGAUGGGCUUGUGCUGCUCAGGAAGCCGCCGGUUCCUGCCCGGGGCUGUGGGUGCUGAUAGAGGCCAGGGCAGCCCCUGCCACCAGCGCGGAGCCUGGCCCUCGGGAGGCAAAGCAGCAGCAGCAGCAGCAGCGCAAGUGCUGGAGGGUCCGCGGGCCAUGCAGCUCCCUGCCCUGCUCCUGCUCCUGCUCCUGCUCCCAGCCGGCACCUCCGACCCCGGCCAGCCCUGCCCGGUGGAGAUGAACAAGGUCAAGGACCUCCUGGAGGUGAACUGCACCGGGCAGGCUCUCAGCGCGGUGCCCCCGGGGCUGCCUGCGGACACGGGCAUCCUGCUCCUGGGCUCCAACCGCCUGGUGUCCGUGUCCAUCGCCUCCUUCCCGCCGCGGCUGCAGGACCUCGACCUGUCCGAGAACGGGCUGGAGGCCCUGCGCGCCGGGCCCCCGCUGCCGGCCCUGCGGGAGCUCCUCCUGUCCCGCAACGCGCUGCAGGCGCUGCCCGCGCUGCAGGGGCUGCCGGCGCUCUCCCGCCUGGCCCUGGGCCACAACCGCGUGGCCGCGCUGCCCCCCGGGGCCUUCCGCGCCGUGCCGCGCCUGCAGGACCUGGACCUGCGCGGGAACCGGCUGCGGACCCUGCCCCCGGACGCCUUCGCGGGGCUCGGGGCGCUCAAGGACUUGGACAUCUCCGACAACGCCCUGGAGGAGCUGCCCCGGGAGCUGCUGCAGGACCUGCGGCGCCUCGAGACCCUGUGGCUCUCGGGGAACCGCCUGCGGAGCCUCCCCAGCGGCUUCUUCCCCGAGGGGCAGCUCUUCAUGUACGUGUUCCUCACCGAGAACCCCUGGCACUGCGACUGCCGCCUGCACUACCUGCGGGGCUGGAUCCGGCGCAACGAGGGCAGCGUCUACCAGCCCGAGCGGGGCCUGGAGAAGACGAAGGUGGAGGUGGCCCCCGAGCGGGUGCUGUGCCACAGCCCCCCCGAGCACCAGGGGAAGCCCAUCAUCCACUUCAAGCCCAACUGCGGCAACGUGGGGGACGAAGAGGAGGAGGAGGAGGAGGACUACGGUGACGGGGAAGAAACGGCAGAGGAAGCUGCCAAGGCCGCCGGCUCCCCCCCACACUCACCCAUCCCCACAGGCAGCACCGCCGUGCCCCGUGCUGUUACCGGGCCUCCCCCCGCCACCCCCAGCCCUGCACCCACAGACCCCAGCGCUCCCAGCACCGCCAGUCCUGCCCCGGCCAGCGCCACCCUCACCCCCCCCCCGGCCCCCGGCACCGCCACCGCUGCUCCUGCCCGCACCCCGCACCGAGCCACCACCUCGCUGCCGACCCCCAUGGCGGCCACCGCAACAUUUCCCACCACCCCCAUGGCUCUGCCUGCUCCGGCCGUGCCAGAGGCCUCUUCCCUGGCCACAUCUUCAUCUCCCCCGCUGGUGUCAACCACACCGGUGGUCACCGCCACUCACACCCCGGGCACCGCAGGCUUCACGCAGCCUGCACCUUCCCCUCCGCCUGCGGCCCUGCCCCUGUGUCCCUGCCCCACGGCCGGGCUGGAGGUGCCGGUGCUGCGCUCGUGGGCAGCGGGGGAUGCUCUGCAGGGCGGGCACUGGGUGCUGGAUCACUGCUGCCUCUUGCACUGGGUGCUCUACCUCGCCUGCUUGGCUCUGCUGGCGCUGACCGCGCUGGCCCUGGCAGCCUGGCUGUGCCUCGUGGGGUGGCCCUCCUGGCACAAGUCCCUGCAGAGCCGAGAGGUUCCGUACCUGCUGCUGAGGCGGAGGGAGGCGGCAGGAGGCCCCGUGAGGCCCCUCAGCAGCCCCAGAAGCCUCCUCCAGCACACCCGGUUCUGCACCAUCAAAGAAGUGCAGUUGUACCCGCAGGUCACUUACUGCACGAUUAAAGACCUGGGCACACAGUGCAGUCCUCCGGCAAGCUCCUUCUGCACCACGAAGGAGCUCUGGAUCCACCAGAGCCCUCUGAAGGCUUCACUCAGGUCCCUCUCCAGGAAGCUGAUGGUCACAAACCUCGGCUCCCUGAGGACCCCUCCUGCUUACAGCCUGGACAGGGGCCUGGAGGCCAUCGGUGAUGUGAGAGUCAAAUACGCUGGCAACACCUUGUAAAUGCUUCCGUUCGGCAAGAGGUGGAGGGUCCCGGCUCUGCUUCAUGGGCCCCUCUUCUACAAGGGCAAGCUCUGCCUGCCCAGGGAAAGGCACCCAGCUCUUCCCUCCAGCGUCACCCUCACAGCCCCGAGGUUUCUCGAGCUGAAACCAUUACUCAGGUACCUGCCGUGGGGAGGAGAUGUCCUGAACUGGUCAGUGAGUGUCUGGGGCUGCCUCUGCCUGGGGAGUGUGGGACAGCAGAGCUUGCUUUGUGCUCUGCCUCCCGACUGCUUCUGCUCAACCGGUGCACAUUAAAGCUGCAGGAUGCUUCCAACUGGGUGCCAGGCUCUUAAUCACAGAAUAAAUAUUCCCUCUGCCCAAUUUCACGUGGCUGCUGGCUUCGUUGGUCACAGUCCUGCCAGGGUCCAGUGAAGGACAAAACUGGCUUCAGUAGUGAAGACAGAGAGGAAAGGUCCACUUAAAACCAGCUUCCUACAGGGGCCAGCAAGAAACCUGGAGAGGGGCUUUGGACGAGGGGAAAAGGCUUUAACCUGCCAGGGAUGAGCUCUCCUGCUCUGAAGGGCUGGAGAACAGACAGGUACAAAGUGGUGUGAAAGUCAGGUUGCCAAUGGAUCAUAACUCUUCCUGGAUGGUGUUAACCUGGAAUACAACACGUGGGACCGUGCUGGAAACUCUUCUAUUUAAAGUCCUUAUCAGUGCCAUGGAGGAGGUGACUGAGCGCGUUUUUAUCCCACUGGCACAU
Messenger RNA from Pezoporus occidentalis (night parrot), 3097 nucleotides. It is a transcript of the gene GP1BA, whose product is annotated as glycoprotein Ib platelet subunit alpha. Gene Ontology annotation, molecular function: protein binding. The coding region runs from base 193 to 2355 and encodes 720 amino acids. The transcript is spliced from 2 exons. The record is from RefSeq and is a predicted model, not a curated record. Gene Ontology annotation, cellular component: plasma membrane. Lineage: Eukaryota; Metazoa; Chordata; Aves; Psittaciformes; Psittacidae.